Molecule: messenger RNA, 1722 nt
Organism: Vanderwaltozyma polyspora DSM 70294
Lineage: Eukaryota; Fungi; Ascomycota; Saccharomycetes; Saccharomycetales; Saccharomycetaceae
Gene: RAD7
Product: UV-damaged DNA-binding protein RAD7
Exons: 1
Coding region: 1-1722 (573 amino acids)
Biological process (GO): SCF-dependent proteasomal ubiquitin-dependent protein catabolic process
Cellular component (GO): SCF ubiquitin ligase complex
Source: RefSeq, a predicted model, not a curated record
AUGUAUAGAAGCAGAAAUCGUGGUAGAGCAAAUGGAUCCGAAGGGAUCAAAGGUCCUAACUCAGCAUUAACCCAAUUUUUACAAGAAGAAGGUAUUAGUGCAGAAUUGAUUAGACAAAGAUGGCUAGAAAACCAGGUUACUGGGGAAACUGAUAUUUCUACAAAGGAAUCGUCUUCGUCAGUAGACGUUAAAACUCUUGAUAAAUCGAUAAAAGAGGAAGAGGAAGAGGAAGAUAGGAAUAGUGUUAAUUUAGAAUCGGAAUCAUCCGAUGACGAGGGUUCAUCAAGUCGAAGAAGGAAAUUUAAAACUAUUGAUAGUGAUGAAGAAGAAUAUGUGGAAGAUAGUGGCACUGAGGUCUCCAUAACAAACAAUAUACAAAGGAAAUCGUCAAGGUUAAAUCCAGAUCAUCCAUCAGCUAAGAAAAAAACCAAAGAAAUUCUACAAAGUAGGAAGAGGAAACGUAAUAGGGCAGCUGACCUUUUAAAUCGUAAAACAGUACGGUUACCAAGAUUACAAAGUCUUUGUAUACAUAAAAUUAGUGAAAAUAUUAAGCGUCUUCAAUCAGAAGACUCUGGGACUACUAGAGGAGACUUAUCAUCGACAAUUUAUUCAAAGUUGAGAAAAGUUUUGGGUGGAAUAUCGACAAAUAAUUUAGAAAAUCUAUCAAAAGCUCUUUCAAAAAACAGAGCCCUAGAUGACAAUACUCUUCAACUUUUUCUAAAAACCGAGUUAACAAGUUUGACAUUUCAUGACUGUUCUAAACUCUCUUUUGAAGGAUAUAAAUCAUUAGCAAUAUUCUCACCGCAUCUUAAGGAGCUAUCAUUACAAAUGUGUGGACAACUAAAUAAUGAAUCUCUUCUCUACAUUGCAGAGAAAUUGCCACAUCUUGUUUCAUUGAAACUAGAUGGACCAUUUUUAAUAAACGAAGCAACUUGGGAAGAAUUCUUUGGGAUAAUGAAAGGCCGUCUGAAGGAAUUUCAUAUUUCCAAUACUCAUAGAUUCAAUGACAGUUCUUUGUCAUGUCUAUUGCGAAACUGUGGUUCCUCCCUAGAAUCGCUGGGACUUUCUCGAUUGGAUUGUGUAUUCAAUUACUCGUUAAUCCCUCAAUACUUGAAUAAUCCAGCCUUCCAUACCAUAUCAAUUCAAUAUCCAUACAACGAAGAAGAUGUAAAUGAUGAAGUAGUAAUUAAUAUACUUGGACAAGUUGGAGCAAAUAUAAGAACUUUGACUUUAGACGGAUGUCAGGGGCUUACUGAUUCCAUGUUAAUUAAUGGAAUGUCAGCAUUUUUGAGUGACAACAAGAAUCUAGAAAAUAUUUCCUUGUCAGAGCUGGAUCAGAUAACUUCCGAUGGACUCAUAUAUUUUCUAAGUCAAACUCCCAUGCCUAAUUUAAAAUCCUGUAGUUUUGCUAAAUGCUUAAAUAUUGGUAACCCAGCAGUGGCAGAGUUGUUUGCAAACGAAGCUAAAGACUCGCUGAUUUAUUUGAAUCUUAACUCUAUGAAAGAAUUGACAAGUGAACUAUUUGAAAUAAUGUUCUGCCCAAAUUUAGAACAUUUAGAUGUUAGUUUUGUUCGUUGUAUUAACGAUGAGUCGGUUAAGAUCAUUGGCAAUCAAAAUCCAAAAUUGAAAAUAAUGGAUAUUUUUGGAGAUAAUCUUGUAACAUCUAAUGCUACGAUAAGAGAUGGUCUUACUGUGAUUGGUAGACAGAGUGAUAGUAUUUAA